This is a messenger RNA of Fragaria vesca subsp. vesca, 1987 nucleotides long. RefSeq lists its product as uncharacterized. Bases 166 to 1494 code for a protein of 442 amino acids. Gene Ontology annotation, cellular component: Golgi apparatus. Gene Ontology annotation, molecular function: O-acetyltransferase activity. The record is from RefSeq and is a predicted model, not a curated record. NCBI's taxonomy places the organism in Eukaryota, Viridiplantae, Streptophyta, Magnoliopsida, Rosales, Rosaceae. The transcript is spliced from 3 exons.
AAUCUCACACCUCAAAUUACGACCCAACAUUAGUAAUGAUUUUUUGAGUGAUAUUCUGGGUGUUGAGUGAGACCCACAUUGAGUCAUCAGCCAUAGAGCAGCAAAUAGCUUCAAAGAUCUGAACUUUACUCUCUGUGAGUGAGCUAAGCAAGUGAGGAAGAGACAAUGGUGAUGAACCAAAAGCAGAAGCGAUGGAUAGGCAAGUCUGUGAUUGCAAUCUGUUUAAUGGGUCUUGUUUAUUGUCUCUUUCUCUCUGAUUCAACAGAGUAUGAAGUACCUGGAUUGGAAACCCAAUUCCCUGAGAAGAGUCUGGAGUCAGAGCAACCCAUCACAGUUCCUGAAGAUGGAGAUCAGGAUGAGAUUCCUUUCCCCAAGAAGGACGUGGCUUCAGAGCCUCCAAUUUCUGAGGAGGAAGAUCGGGAUCGGUUUAAGCCUCCCAAUAAAGGGAAAUGUAAUCUUUUCGCUGGGGAUUGGAUUCCAAAUACUUCUGGUCCAAUUUACAAUGAGAGCUGCCCCUCAAUUGAAAGUCCCCAGAAUUGUAUGAAGAAUGGGCGGCCUGAUACAGGGUAUUUAUACUGGAAGUGGAGUCCACGAGAUUGUUCAAUACCAAAGUUUGAGCCAGAGAAAUUUCUUGAAAUGAUGAGGAACAAGCAUUGGGCAUUGAUUGGUGAUUCGAUCACUCGUAACCAUGUUCAGUCGUUGCUGUGCAUGCUCUCCACGGUUGAACAAGCCAUUCAAGUAUACCAUGAUAAGGGGUAUAGAUCCAGAAGAUGGCACUUCCCCUCUUACAAGUUUACCAUCUCAGUUAUCUGGUCCCCGUUCCUUGUAAAAGCGGCUAUCUAUGAAGACCAGAAUGGUGUUUCAACACAUGAGGUUGAGCUUCAUCUUGACAAGAUUGAUGAUGAAUGGAUAGAUCAAUUCCAAGGCUUCGAUUACAUGAUUAUUUCAACGGGGAAAUGGUUUCUGAAAGCUGCAAUCUACUAUCAGAACAAUGAAGCGUUGGGAUGCCAUGCAUGCUCUAAUGGUAAUCUGUCAGAGCUGGGAUUUGAUUUUGCUUACCGCAGAACCCUGAGACAUGUGAUGAACACUAUAGUUUCAUCUAAUCACAAGGGGACGAUCUUUUUCAGAACAUCCACACCUGAUCACUUUGAGAAUGGGGAGUGGAAUACUGGGGGAACUUGCACGAAAACAACCCCAGUCAAGGAAGGUAAAUUGGAAUUGAAGGAGGUACACAAGAUUCUGCGUGAGAUUGAACUAGAGGAGUUUGAGAAGGCAGCUGCAAAAGCUUCUAGAAAUGGGGUGAAUCUCAAACUCCUUGACAUGGUCUCACUUUCUUUGAUGAGGCCUGACGGUCAUCCUGGUCCAUACAGACAGUAUCAUCCAUUUGAACAUAGCAAAUACGCCAAGGUUCAGACUGAUUGUUUGCAUUGGUGCUUACCAGGACCUAUAGACUCCUGGAACGAUAUACUAAUGGAAAUGGUGGUAAAAGGCUAAUUAAUCAGCCAAGUUCUGUCCCUGAAUUCUUUAUUUCGCUUUUACAUCAUGGAAGCCUAUGGGUGUGGGAUCCUGGUAAUGUUUUAUGCAGAAGUUUGUGACGAGUCAUAAUUUCCCUACUCCCCUGUGUAUACUACAGUUAGUCACUCUCCUCCAGACAAACAGGUAAUCUUUCCCACAGCUGCAUCUUUACCAGUGUCAACUAGCCUUUCAUUGAGUUUUCAUCUCUAGGUACAAAGAAUAGCAUACUGCAAAAAGAAGAUUCAUGUUGUAUCAACUGUAAUCUCCAACGUGAGAGCUCACAGUUCUAGUGCCAAAGCACUUACCUGGACAGCCGCGACAACUUUUCCAAUUCUUGUACUCCCCCCCUUCUUCAGGUUUUCUUAGGCCUAUUUGAAAACCAGAAACUUGUAAUCUCUGUCAUUCUUUUAAAUGAUAUAGACUUUGAAUUGUUGUAGCUCUCAUUCAUUAAUCGGUUUCUUCGCAUUUCCCU